Messenger RNA from Symbiodinium natans, 1470 nucleotides. Lineage: Eukaryota; Dinophyceae; Suessiales; Symbiodiniaceae. The record is from the annotation of a GenBank genome assembly.
AUGGCUUCAUGGCUGCAGUGGAGGAUGCCAAACAAGCGCAAGUCGGUGAUAGGGUAUACUGUGGCGGCAGUUCUUGGCGUUUGGCUGCUUUCCGGUCUGAUCAAGUCGUGCACAACAGCCUUAAGUGUGCGAGUCGCGCAUGAAACGAAACAUGCAAAUAACAACUUCGAGGGUGACAUGUCACCGGCUGCUCGUUGUGCUCUUCACUGUGCUGCCACGGUCAUAAGUGGCGCGGAUGCUGCUGCAAAUCGAACAGUUGGAGCUGCUCAAACGUUUUGCGAGAGGAUGAUGAAAGCUUCUUGCGCUGCGAAGGCGUGGCAGCAUGAGCUGAUUUUGGUCCUCGGGAUCUUUUGUGAGACGCAUAGCAGGUUGCUCGAUGCAAGGCCAUGUCGUGCUACGCUCUUGCUGCUCAUUCGGUCGCAGGCUGGCGCGUUUGUGCGUGCAACCAGGCUCCAGCUCUGCAUGUCACAGUUGUGUGGAGAUGACGCUGCGUUUCUGAGAGAAGCUUCAUGUCCAACGUGCCUGGUUCAUGACUGCCUUGCAGCGCUCGGCACAUUCCUCGAUGCCAGCCACUGGAGCCAUGUCGCAGUCAAUCCAGUUCGCGCUGUACUCCACGUUGCAACUGCCGAAGACUGCAAGUUCAUCCGAUAUCAAGAGGGCCUUCAGGUAUCCCACCCCCUCCCCAGCCCCUCCCUCGCAAUGGUAUUCACCCCGUUCAAAGAGAUCAGUUUCGCUUACGAAGUGCUGAGCAACCCGGAAAGACGCCGGGAGUAUGACGAGAAAGGAGACAGGCUGUUCUACACUGGGCCCCCGUCAUCUCCUGAAGAACUCGCGGAAAUGCUGCUAAGAGGUAGCAGCUUGGGUGCUGGACGAAGGAAGAGCAAGGACAGGUUUGUGGCGCUGCCGGUUUCCUUGGAGUCGUUGACAGAUCUCAAGAAGUACCUGAACUACAAAAAGAAGGUUCUUGAAACGGCAUCGAAAGCCCACCACGUGCAGGAGGAGCUCACGGUCUUCAUCGAACGAGGUCUAGAAGUGGGGGACUUGAUCGUGGUCCUCCACGAGCUAGAGCACCCUCGUUUCAGACGGCGAGAUGCCGACCUCUUCAUGAAACUGGACAUCAGCCUUGCAGAGGCCCUGGUCGGCUUCAAGCGUGUGAUUCAGCAUUUGGAUGGGCGUCGGCGGCUACGGGGGGAGCCCAUGGAGCUGGCGGGGCCAUGUGUCAAGGCGAUGAAGGAGCAGGGCAUGCCACUGAAGGGCAGGCCGUUCAGCUAUGGAAAUCUCUUCUUGGAGAUAAAUGUCUGCUUUCCUGAGAAACUCGAUGUCGCAGUCAUCUCUCUCCUCGAUAACGUGCUUCCACGGACUGAACAUCUCGCCGAAACGGGCGAGGUAGAGGUCUACACUUUCGAGGAUGCAGACCCUUUCUGUCACGACUUGCAGGCUAGCUGUGGGACCGGGCCGCGUGUGUUCUGA